AUGGGAGAACAAGCGUUUAAUAUAUCGGAUGAAAAUUUAGAACAGCAUAUCGUUACUUUGUUUGAGAAAUUGGAGUGUUUACGAAAGGAUGCGAACUCUGGUGAUGGGGGUCUGUCGGGGAGGGUACCGGCGCGGGUGGAAGUGCGGACUCUUUCGUUGUGGAAGGCAGUGGUAGCAGAGUGCGCGGCCUCCUUUCUGUAUGUGUUCAUCGUGUGCGGGGCGGCUGGUGGCGCGGGCGUGGGAGCCUCCGCCUCAGCCGUGCUGCUCUCUACUGCGCUCGCUUCAGGCUGUGCCAUCGCGACGCUCACUCUCUGCUUUGCUAACAUAUCUGAUCGUAUCACGCCGGAGGCUGUACACACAGUUGGUGAUAUUCCCUGGUUCACUGAGAGCUACGUAACACAAUCUGAAUAA
Molecule: messenger RNA, 411 nt
Organism: Spodoptera littoralis (African cotton leafworm)
Lineage: Eukaryota; Metazoa; Arthropoda; Insecta; Lepidoptera; Noctuidae
Source: the annotation of a GenBank genome assembly